This is a messenger RNA of Mesorhabditis belari, 756 nucleotides long. NCBI's taxonomy places the organism in Eukaryota, Metazoa, Nematoda, Chromadorea, Rhabditida, Rhabditidae. The record is from the annotation of a GenBank genome assembly.
AUGCGCGUACAAUGGUCGCUUUUUCUACUUGGUGCCUUUUGUUGGACCAUCGUCGACAACAUGAGCAGCCCUCCAGGUGAUCAAGAUCAUCUACAAAAAGAAGAACAAGACUGGAGAACUUGGGCAAUCGGCCGUUUAUGGGAGGAGAGGGAAAGAAUUGGACACACACCGCUCAUCAAAUAUCCCGUGCGAGGUCUGCCGUUUCUUCAGCUCUAUUUGAAGGAUGAGAGCGCUACUCCGACUCGAUCACUCAAACAUCGAUUCGCGUGGGCUCUGGCGUUGUGGUCGGUUGUCGAGGGUUUGGUAACACGAAACUCGAGUACCUAUGAGUCCUCGUCGGGAAACACGGCCGCAGCCGAAGCUUACAUGUACUCGGCUAUUGGGAUCCCGUUUUAUGCGGUGGUGUCGCGUAAUCUCGAACAGGCAAAGAUUGACAACAUUCUCGGGAACAACGGCCAACUAAUUAAGACUGACGAUAGUACACGAGGCCAAUUAGCUAAAGAAACGGCUGCGCGUACCGGCGGCUUUUAUGUGGAUCAACACGGAAACGCCGAAAAAGCGGAGGAUUUCACGGAAAGUGGUGGCUAUGGGCAUGAGAGUGGGAACGUCUUUCACGAGGUUUUAGCGCAGUUGAGAGACGAUCCCGAGAUUCCGCGAAAAGCUGUUGAUUACUUUGUGCACUGUGCUGGCACAGGUAGGUGUCUCAAGACAAAGGAGAGUUUUUAUGUCAAUGCAACGUGUUUCCACACGUUGCAU